Messenger RNA from Leptosia nina, 873 nucleotides. NCBI's taxonomy places the organism in Eukaryota, Metazoa, Arthropoda, Insecta, Lepidoptera, Pieridae. The record is from the annotation of a GenBank genome assembly.
AUGUCAGUUAAUUUUGCCAAUAUUUUAAACAAUGCCGAAUUUGCAGAAAAGAAAUUGAUUGAGCUGCGUAGCAAGUUGGAAGAAAUCAAAAAGGUCAAAGUUCUUGAGGCAAUUAGGGCCAUUACCCAAGAAAAUACUCUUCUCUCAUCAAAAAUAGAAGACGCAAAAGCACAACUUAUUAGACUUGAAAUAUUACAUGGUAAACAGCAAUAUCAGCUGCCUGGUAAAGCUGCGAUUUCGCAAACUGCAACAAUACCUCAAAAUCCAGUGUCAAAUCAGAACGACAGCGAGACAUUAGCAACAAAAAAUAGCAAGAAAGGUAAAAAAGAGUCUGUAAAGAAGGAAAAGAUAGCUAGUCAGCCUGCCGGCGACGAUUCAGUUGUAGAUGUUCGGAAACUUGAUUUUAGAAUCGGAAAAAUCAUAGAAAUAAAUAAACAUCCUGAUGCUGACAGCCUUUAUAUAGAGAAAAUUGACUGUGGAGAAGAAAAUCCACGUACUGUUGUCUCAGGUCUUGUCAAUCAUGUGCCAAUUGAAGAAAUGAGGGACAGGAUUGUUAUGGUUCUUUGUAAUUUAAAACCAGCCAAGAUGAGAGGUAUAACAUCAGAAGCAAUGGUAAUGUGUGCUUCAUCACCUGAUAAAGUAGAAGUGUUAAUUCCACCUGCUAGUGCUGUACCAGGUGACCUGGUGUCUUGUGAUGGCUACCCUCGGGAGCCUGAGCCCCAACUGAACCCAAAGAAGAAGAUAUUUGAAACCUGUGCCCCAGACCUUAAAACAGAUGAUAAUAAAGUAGCAUGUUAUAAGGGUAGUCCCUUGCUUGUAGCAGGUAAAGGCCCUGUUGUUGCAGCAACAUUACAUGGUGUUAGUGUAAAAUAA